Molecule: messenger RNA, 834 nt
Organism: Sebastes umbrosus (honeycomb rockfish)
Lineage: Eukaryota; Metazoa; Chordata; Actinopteri; Perciformes; Sebastidae
Gene: atp6v0e1
Product: ATPase H+ transporting V0 subunit e1
Exons: 4
Coding region: 190-435 (81 amino acids)
Biological process (GO): proton transmembrane transport
Cellular component (GO): proton-transporting V-type ATPase, V0 domain
Molecular function (GO): proton-transporting ATPase activity, rotational mechanism
Source: RefSeq, a predicted model, not a curated record
GGUGGGACUCUGACAUGUUGCUGUUACUUCCGCCCUCUCUGGUGACUGGUCAUGUGAUACGUGCUGCUUUCUCUCUGUCGCGCUGUGGAUCCUGUCUGUCUGCCAGCUGGACAGCAAACAAAGUUGAUCUCCAGUCAAAAGUGUGUAACUUCUGAGAUACUAUUUGGGCUUUAAAGAAAAGCACCUACCAUGGCGGAGCUGAGCUUUGUGAUCACCAUGUCCGUGGUGACUCUGUUUUGGGGCAUCGUUGGAGGAGUAGUGCCCUGGUUCAUCCCCAAAGGACCCAACAGAGGAGUGAUUGUCACAAUGUUGGUGUUAACUGCAGUUUGCUGCUACCUGUUCUGGUUGAUAGCAAUCCUGGCCCAGCUCAACCCACUUUUUGGGCCCUCUCUGUCUGUUGACACCAUCUGGUACCUGAAAUAUCACUGGCCUUAAUUUACUCCUCCAGGACUCCUGACCAUGCAGCAGGGGAGGACCUGACGCUGCUGCACACCAAUGGAUGUUUGCUUCUCACUUCAUGCAGAGAUCAUUCCUUCUGAAUCGCCUUAAACUCAGACCCCUGUGUGAUUACUGAGUGAUGCCCACACUUGUGCCUUGUACAAAAAUGAUUCCCAAAGGACCUCUGAGAGAUCUCACUGAAUGUGCUUUACUUUAAAUUAAAGCAACCCCUGACUUGUUGUUUGGUUAUGUAUAUCCUGUUUAUUGCUGUUGUUAAUAUGAAUGACUGUGCCUUUAAAUAGUUGAUGUGUGGUGUGUUUGAUGUGAUUUUGUGUUGUCUGAUAAUAUUAGUGACCAUUCGAUAGUUGUUAAUUAAUAAACUAAUAAUCAACACCA